This is a messenger RNA of Acaromyces ingoldii, 1516 nucleotides long. RefSeq lists its product as hypothetical. The record is from RefSeq and is a predicted model, not a curated record. NCBI's taxonomy places the organism in Eukaryota, Fungi, Basidiomycota, Exobasidiomycetes, Exobasidiales, Cryptobasidiaceae. The coding region runs from base 401 to 1192 and encodes 263 amino acids. The transcript is spliced from 4 exons.
UUCCUUCCUUUACCGCUAAAAUAAGGGGGUCGAACAACAAACACAGAGAGAGAAUGGUCCUUUCUGCACGACAAACAUCGUCGCUGUGGCCGUACUUUGGUAUUUGAAAAGAACUUUGCCUAUAUUCCGGCAACAUGAGGCUGCGGAGUUGAGACGACUGCAUGCCUCCCCUUUCCCCUUUCGCUCCUUCCCCUCCCAGUCUAGUUCUCUUCAACGUCCAUCACCCACACUGCUACUUCUAGCAGCUCGCUCUUGUCUCCUUCUCUUCGUCAGAGAUCGUCCAUCACACUCCUUUUUCCCCACUCUUACUGUUCUCCGAGACGAUCUCUACCUUUACCUCAACCUCUUCGUUCCUUCUUCGUUCCUGACCCUUUUACCUCACGCGAAGCAAGCCACCAGGAUGCAGCUGACUAAACGUCUUGCGCUUGCCCUUGGAGGAGGCCUGGUCGUGUCAAGCUUGGUUGGCGCCUCGAAGGGCCCUGUCGCCUCGCUGGAGAAGAGGGCCGCUGAUGUCACGCCCACGGCGCCAGGUCCCGGUGAUGUCUUCAAGUCUGGCUCGGAUUGCACGAUGCAAUGGGUGCCUGGGACGGACAGCAAGUGGUCUAAGAUGACAAUUGAUCUCAUGACUGGUGCCAAUCAGAACAUGAAGAAGCUCACAAAUGUCGCCUCCAGUAUCGAUGGCACCGACUCGAGCGUGACGUCAUACAAGUGGACCUGCCCAGAAGUCGACCCCUACUCUGCCAUCUACUUUUACCAAUUCACCGAUAGCGACGGCGCAAACCCGGCCUGGACUACUAGAUUCGGUAUCGCGAGUCCGAGCGGCAAGCUGGAAGACCCUCCGGAGGCCAAGCAGCCCACGGGCGAGGCCAUUCCUUGGGGCAACGGAAAGCUGGUCAGCACCAGCUCGUCCUCCGACUCUUCUUCGUCUGAUUCUUCCACAAACGCUUCGUCGUCGUCGUCGGAGCAGGAGUCUUCCUCGGCCUCUUCCUCUGCAUCGACGUCUAUGCGGACGGCCACUUCUUCGGCGACCUCGGACGCCUCGACGCUCUCGUCAUCCCAAACCACGCAAAAUGCAGGCAGCUCAUCCAACAGCCGUGACUCGACGAGUGGAGCAAGCUCGGCCGUCUUCCAGGCAGCCUCCUGGCUCUUCUACUCCAGCGCCCUCUUCGGCUGUGUCACUGCCCUCGUCUGAGCGUCACUUGUCCUGCUCUACUCCUCUGCUUGCUCCUUUUCCGUUCUAUACUCACGGACCCGAUUCAACCUGCAAUUCACUUCAGCGCAUCAACCUUUUGCAAAUGCUCCCACCGGGCAACGCCCCAUCCCACAUUUUUAUCUUUGCACAUUGCCGUAGGCGGCCCUGUGACCACGCGAAGACGGCAAGGGAACGGAGGUAAGGGGAAAGGCAAGACUGCGUUGGAAUUGACGAAAGACGAGGGAGCAAAUGAUCCAGAUACUUUUAAGAUGGGUGACUCGCGAUGACUGUUUCAUCAGAACGUCAAGAUAUAUGGGAGAGAGU